AGAAUCACUGUGGAAUCAACUUUCCUCUGAAUUCUGUGGAAGAUACCACUGCAUAAGUGAUCACUGCAGAAGAGCCUCUGCUGAAUCACACUCCGCGGAUGUGGACUAAUCCUCCUGCAGGGGGAGUACACUGUACCUGGGGAGUACACCUUGCCUGCUACAAAAGGUAAAAAUUUAAAUGUCACCGACAGAGGGCAGUAGCGUUCGAAAAUUUAGUUUCCCCAUGUGUUAUGUCGCCUCUUAAUCGAGUCUCUAAGCUGCACUGAAGGACACACUGUUCGAAUUUCGGAGCAAUUUUGAUUGCCUUUUUGUUUUAAUCUUCCUGCUCAAUUUUACCUGGCGGCGUCACAUUCAAUCAGGAGUUCAGUGUGUGCAGUUCCAGAAUGUCGGACGUGAAGAAAGAAGAAACUAAGGAUAAAGAUGCGUCCAAAACCAAGUCAGAACUUGGGUUACUGGACGAAGACGACGAAUUUGAAGAAUUUCCAGUGGAAGAGUGGGGAACAGAAGAAGAUGAUACGGAGGACUUGAAUGUUUGGGAAGAUAAUUGGGAUGACGACCAAGCCGAAGAUGAUUUUAGCCAACAGCUGAAAGCGGAAUUGUCGAAAGAUCCCAGUAAGAUGGAAUCCUGAUUUUAAGUGUCACGAAGUUGUUCGACUCGCCGUUUUUUUUUUCCUGCGGUGUUAUUUACUGCACAAUUCUUUGUUCAUGUUGUUUCGUCGGUUGGCUCGUUUGGAAAAAAAUUUCCUGAUGCAUUCUU
This is a messenger RNA of Notodromas monacha, 757 nucleotides long. NCBI's taxonomy places the organism in Eukaryota, Metazoa, Arthropoda, Ostracoda, Podocopida, Cyprididae. The record is from the annotation of a GenBank genome assembly.